Molecule: messenger RNA, 1578 nt
Organism: Rhodamnia argentea
Lineage: Eukaryota; Viridiplantae; Streptophyta; Magnoliopsida; Myrtales; Myrtaceae
Product: isoflavone 3'-hydroxylase-like
Exons: 2
Coding region: 1-1578 (525 amino acids)
Molecular function (GO): oxidoreductase activity, acting on paired donors, with incorporation or reduction of molecular oxygen; heme binding; monooxygenase activity
Source: RefSeq, a predicted model, not a curated record
AUGGACUCCAUAGCCUUCGCCAAUACCAAGUUCGUCCCAACCAUGGAGGCUUCAUCACUUUACGAUUUCCUUCCUCUAACUUUCCUCCUCCUCCUCCUCCUCCUCCUCCUCACUCUGCAACUCUUCUCUUCAUGGUUAAACCAACCCAAGAACCUCCCGCCAUCCCCGCCUUCCGUCCCCAUCCUUGGCCACCUCCACCUCCUGAAACACCCCCUUCACCGUACACUCCACUCCCUCUCCCAGUCAUACGGCCCCGUCUUCUCUCUCCGCUUCGGCUCCCGCCGAGUGGUUGUCAUCUCGUCGGCAGAGGCCGCGGAAGAAUGCUGGUCUAAGAACGACAUCGUGCUUGCCAACCGGCCCUCGACCAUCGCUGGCAAGCACAUUGGGUACGACAGCACGCUCGUUGUCUUUGCCUCAUACGGCGACCACUGGCGCAAUCUCCGCCGCGUUUUCACCCUCGAGAUCUUUUCCUCCACCCGUCUCAACUCCUUCUUGCCCGUUCGAAGGGACGAAAUCAAGCGGCUCCUGCUUAAUCUGAACAAAAGGGCCUCAUCAUCUGGCGACGACUUCGCUAAGGUGGAGCUAAAAUCGAUGUUCUCGGAUAUGAUAUACAAUGUCAUUGUGAGGAUGUUGACUGGGAAGAGGUACUAUGGGGAGGAUGUGACGAAUGCCGAGGAGGCGAUGGUGUUCCGUGAGAUCAUGUCUGAAUUGGUGGAGUAUGCUGUCAAUGUGUAUCCAGGGGAUUUCUUGAGUAUCUUGAGGUUGGUGUUUAGGAGCUAUGAGAAGAAAGUGGCUAGGAUGGGCAAGAGAUCGGACGAGCUGUUACAAAAUUUCAUUGAACAGCACAGAGGUAGUCUCAAGAUAGGAGGUGGCGGAGGGAGGGGGGACACCGUGCUGGAUCAUUUGCUCUCGUUGCAGGAGACGGAGCCCGAGUUUUACACUGAUGAGAUCAUCAAAGGCCUUAUAAUGGUCAACUUUGUAGCAGGCACCGACACUACUACUUCGACAAUGGAAAGGGCAAUGUCUCUUUUACUAAGUCAUCCGCAUUGUUUAAAAAGAGCUGCCGAGGAGUUGGAUACUGUAAUUGGUCAAGAACGCUUGAUAGAGGAGGCAGACAUUCCAAAACUUCCUUUUCUCCAAAACAUUGUAACGGAAACUCUCCGUUUGAAACCACCGGCGCCACUUCUGGUUCCACACAUGUCAUCAAAGGAUUGCAUCAUAGGCGGUUAUAAUGUGCCCCGUCAAACCGUAGUAUUCUUCAAUGUAUGGAGCAUCCAAAGGGACCCGCAGGUGUGGGAGGAUCCGAAAAGUUUCAAACCCGAAAGAUUUGACAAUGGAGAGAACGGUCAAUGCAAGCUAGUGUCAUUCGGGCUUGGGAGGCGAGCCUGUCCCGGAGCAAACAUGGCCCUACGAGUGCUAAAUGUAGCUUUGGGAUCGUUGAUCCAGUGUUUUGAAUGGAAAAGAAUAAGCGAGGAAUCGGCGGAUGGGACCGAAGGAAAAGGAAUGACUAUGCCUAGGGCCGUGCCAUUGGAAGCCAUGUGCAAAGCCCGUGAAAUCAUGGCAAGGAUUACCAAGUGA